GAUGGACGAAUUGAACAAAUUGCCAAGAAAGCAACAUAUGCAGUGUGUUUAGCUUCCACGGCCAGGACUGUGAGUGGAGUUAUCGUUCAGAGGUCGUCAAGAUCAUUCAGGUGUCAUGGCAGGUCAUUUAGCAUGUGUGUGGCUUGUCUUUCUUUCGGUUGUGCGGACAUCUACGGGGAUGUUAUAUGGACCGAAAUUUCAACCCGGGUUCCAGCGACUUCAACAGAUUGGUACUCGUCCACUAACAGUCACUUACGGUUCACAAGCACCACCACCAUUGUCCGGACCUAGACCUUCUCUAAGAGGAGGAAUUGCUUUUUUGCCAAGACCUCCACCUCGACCUGUUGUGAGCGCAUCUGCGGCAAGCAUGCUUCCAGGAAUUGGAGCUGGCACACUUCGAGUGGUUCCCACUGGCGUUUUUCCCGUUGGCACUGUCGCGAAAGGAGCCUUCGUGUCUGGAGCUUAUCCUAGAGGAACCCUGCCUGCCAUAGUUACUCGACUGGAUGCUGCCAUAGUUGGUGCGGCAGGAACUUAUCCUACGGGAGUUGCUACGGGACUUGGUGCGGCCGGCACUUAUCCUACGGGAGUUGCUACGAGACUUGGUGCGGCCGGCACUUAUCCUAUGGGAGUUGCUACGGGAGUUGGUGCGGCCGGCACUUAUCCUACGGGAGUUGCUACGGGAGUUGGUGCGGCCGGCACUUAUCCUACGGGAGUUGCUACGGGAGUUGGUGCGGCCGGCAUUUAUCCUACGGGAGUUGCUACGGGAGUUGGUGCGGCCGGCACUUAUCCUACGGGAGUUGCUACGGGAGUUGGUGCGGCCGGCACUUAUCCUACGGGAGUUGCAACGGGAGUUGGUGCGGCCGGCACUUAUCCUACGGGAGUUGCAACGGGAGUUGGUGCGGCCGGCACUUAUCCUGCGGGAGUUGCAACGGGAGUUGGUGCGGCCGGCACUUAUCCUACGGGAGUUGCAACGGGAGUUGGUGCGGCCGGCACUUAUCCUGCGGGAGUUGGGGCGGGCACCACUUAUCCUACAGGAGUCGCCCCCGGAAGUCAAUAUAUUCCUUUGUCUGGAUUCUCUGCAACCGAUCCAGCUGUCGCUGGAGUCUAUCCUGCUGCAGCUAGCGCGAUUGGUGCUAAUUCUCUUAGAAAGGCAGCACAAACAAACUGGCCAACUAUUGUGGAUAACGUUGGAAUAGUUGAACCAGCCAUGGGCUUGGGAACUGCGGGAUCUUCAGUAGGAUUGGGCGCGGAUCUUGGCUACAAUGGAAAUAGCAGAGCUUUUGAUGUAAACCCUAGCGUUGGAACAGCAGGAAUGCAUAAUCCAAAUAACCUGGUUGGAACCGGAAACGUGGGUACACUCGACACUACCACUGGUGGAUCCACAGUUGGAGGAAGUCCCGGACCAGCUACACUGACCCUUGAUUUUGGUGGUUUAGGAUCUGCUGGCGGCGUUGCAGGCAUCGAUCAAUAUGCUGCGAACACAGGUAGCUCUACGGGUAUAGAUCAGCUUGGUGCAAACGCAGUUGGUUCUGCGGGAAUCGAUCAGUACGUUACAGACACAGUUGCCGCUGCAGGCCUAGGGCAGACUGGUGCAAGGGGAGGUGGAGCUACAAGGAUAGAAAACAUUGUAGCAGCCGCAGUAGCACAAGGUGGCGCUGGGGAUCUUACACAAACUCGUGCUGGUGCCUAUGAUCUUGGAAAGGCGGGACAACCAGGACAAGCUAGUUCAGGUACUGGGCUCGCCAUAAGCGGCAGUGGGGCAUCAUCGGUUGGAAUAGGAACCAUGGGGGAAGGUGGAAUAACAUUGGGAUUCCCCAAUACUGGAACCACUGGAGGAGCAGUCGGUGUUGGACAACUAGGAACGGGUGGAAUAACAGUUUCAAAUCCUCAGUUCUUUAAUGACGGCUUCAAAACAGGAUCUAUGACUGGAGACUCUUCACCUUCAUAUGGAAUCCACUCAAUUGGGAACAACUUUAUAAACAGUGUUUUAAAUGAAAUGUUUGAUGCACCAAGAGGUUCAGCGGCGUCAUAUCCAAAUUCCAUCAACAGUCCAACAGGAAUGAACGCAGGCAGUAGUUCUGUCGUGAAUGAAGCAGGUGUAGCUGGAAUGCAAGACGCCCCUCUUGGCACAGGUACAGGGUCACGCGGAAUGCAAAUAAACACAAUCCUGCAAGACGCUAUCCGUGGUCAGCAAGGGCCUGCGACAAUGCAGGAUCAAUAUAUAUCAUCAGCACAAGGACCAGACGUAUUCCAGGGACAGGGUUUGACGGGUUCAGGCAGUGUAGGACGGGACACACAAAUGUAUUCUGUCCAAACGGGACCAGCCAAUCAAGGAAACACAGAGAUUCUCUCCGGAUCCAUUUCUAGCCAAACGGCAAAUAACUUAGAUCUCACAGGAUUAAAUAGCAUCCAAGAACCACAAAUGUACCCUCAACAAAUCGGUUCCAAUAAUCGAGGCAACACGCAGAGUAUGUCUGCAUCCACAUCUAUCCAAAACACGCAAAUGGUAAAUAACUUAGACCUGGUUGGAACCAAUAAUGUCAAAGACCCACCAAUGUAUCCCGUCGAAACAGGGCCCUUGAACCAAGGAAAUAUUCAGACACUUACCGGAUCAACAUCUAAUCAAAACUCACAAAUGUACGACACAAUUGACAGGACAGGGACAAUCACCAUUAAGGAUCCCAAAAUGUACUCCACACAAGAUAUAGCAUCACCGAGCUCAUUCCAGGAUCAACAGAUGCUCAACGUUCAAAAUCCACAAAGGAUUGAUGCACCAAUGCCGACAGCUACCAGCAGUAUCCAGGCGAUGAAUACACAGGGUGUGAGUGUAUCCAAUACUGCUCAGGAUCUACAAAUGCUCAACAACCAGGGUAUGGGCGCGUCUAAUACUGCUCAAGAUCUUCAAAUGCUCAACAACCAGGGUAUGGGCGUGUCAAAUACUGCUCAGGAUCUACAAAUGCUCGACAACCAGGGUAUGGGCGUGUCUAAUACUGCUCAGGAUCUACAAAUGCUCAACAACCAGGGUAUGGGCGUGUCAUAUACUGCUCAAGAUCUACAAAUGCUCAACAACCAGGGUAUGGGCGUGUCAAAUACUGCUCAAGAUCUACAAAUGUUCAACAAUCAGGGUAUGGGCGUGUCUAAUACUGCUCAGGAUCUACAAAUGCUCAACAACCAGGCUGUCACAGGAUCAAAUGUUGCGCUAGAGCAGCAGAUGUUAGGCUCACCUAUGCAACAAAUGCCCAACAAUCAGGGUAUGGGCGUGUCUAAUACUGCUCAAGAUCUACAAAUGCUCAACAACCAAGGUAUGGGCGUGGCUAGUACUGCUCAAGAUCUUCAAAUGCUCAACAAUCAGGGUAUGGGCGUGUCAAAUACAGCUCAAGAUUUACAAAUGCUCAACAACCAGGGGAUGGGCGUGUCUAAUACUGCUCAAGAUCUACAAAUGCUCAACAAUCAGGGUAUGGGCGUGUCAAAUACAGCUCAAGAUUUACAAAUGCUCAACAACCAGGGGAUGGGCGUGUCUAAUACUGCUCAAGAUCUACAAAUGCUCAACAAUCAGGGUAUGGGCGUGUCAAAUACAGCUCAAGAUUUACAAAUGCUCAACAACCAGGGUAUGGGCGGGUCAUAUACUGCUCAAGAUCUACAAAUGCUCAACAACCAGGGUAUGGGCGUGUCUAAUCCUGCUCAAGAUCUACAAAUGCUCAACAACCAAGGUAUGGGCGUGUCUAAUCAUGCUCAAGAUCUACAAAUGCCCAACAAUCAGGGCAUGGGAGCGUCAUAUACUGCUCAAGAGCUACAAAUGCUCAACAACCAGGGUAUGGGCGUGUCAAAUACUGCUCAAGAUCUACAAAUGUUCAACAAUCAGGGUAUGGGCAUGUCUAAUACUGCUCAGGAUCUACAAAUGCUCAACAACCAGGCUGUCACAGGAUCAAAUGUUGCGCUAGAGCAGCAGAUGUUAGGCUCACCUAUGCAACAAAUGCCCAACAAUCAGGGUAUGGGCGUGUCUAAUACUGCUCAAGAUCUACAAAUGCUCAACAACCAAGGUAUGGGCAUGUCUAAUACAGCUCAAGAUCUACAAAUGCUCAACAACCAGGGUAUGGGCAUGUCUAAUAAUGCUCAAGACCUACAAAUGCUCAACAGCCAGGGUAUGGGCGUAUCUCAUACUGCUCAAGAUCUACAAAUGCUCAACAACCAAGGUAUGGGCGUGUCAAAUACAGCACAAGAUCUACAAAUGCUCAACAACCAGGGUAUGGGCGUGUCUAAUACUGCUCAAGAUCUACAAAUGCUCAACAACCAGGGUAUGGGCAUGUCUAAUACAGCUCAAGAUCUACAAAUGCUCAACAACCAGGGUAUGGGCGUGUCUAAUACUGCUCAAGAUCUACAAAUGCUCAACAACCAAGGUAUGGGCAUGUCUAAUACAGCUCAAGAUCUACAAAUGCUCAACAACCAGGGUAUGGGCAUGUCUAAUAAUGCUCAAGACCUACAAAUGCUCAACAGCCAGGGUAUGGGCGUAUCUAAUACUGCUCAAGAUCUACAAAUGCUCAACAACCAAGGUAUGGGCCUGUCAAAUACAGCACAAGAUCUACAAAUGCUCAACAACCAGGGUAUGGGCGUGUCUAAUACUGCUCAAGAUCUACAAAUGCUCAACAACCAAGGUACUGGCGUGUCUAGUACUACUCAAGAUCUACAAAUGCUCAACAACCAGGGUAUGGGCAUGUCUCAUACUGCUCAAGAUCUACAAAUGCUCAACAACCAGGGUAUGGGCAUGUCUAAUACUGUUCAAGAUCUACAAAUGCUCAACAACCAGGGUAUGGGCGUAUCUAAUCCUGCUCAAGAUCUACAAAUGCUGAACAACCAGGCCAUUGACCUGUCUAAUACUAUUAAAGAUCUACAAAUGCUCAACAACCAGGGUAUGGGCGUGUCUAAUACUGCUCAAGAUCUGCAAAUGCUCAACAACCAGGCUGCCACAGGAUCCGGUGUUGCGCUAGACCAGCAGAUGUUAGGCUCACCUAUGCAACAAGGCGCGAACACAUUUCAAAUUACCAACCAAGCUGCAGUGAACAACCUUCAAGACAAACAAAUGUACAACAGCCAAGGAAUGAGCAGUUCCAGUAGAGUACAAGAUCUGCACUUGCCGCAGGGUGCAGACAGUUUCCAAGGUUCCAAUCAGGGAAUAACCAUAUCAGGCAAUAUCCAAAAUCCACAAAUGCUCAACAACCAGGUCAUGGGCGGGUCCAGUAUUGCUCAGGAUCUACAAAUGCUAAACACCCAGGGCAUUACAGGGUCAACUGUUCCGCUAGAUCAGCAAGUUUUGGCUUCACCUAUAUCGGUAGAUGGGAGCCUUUAUCAUAACAGAAACCAGGCUAUGGCUGCAGUAAACAACAUUGAAGGUCAUCAGAUGUUUAACGAUAUGGGUAUGAGUGGAUCCAACACUGCUCAGCAUCACCGAGUGUUCAGCUCACCAAUGCAACAAGGUACUAACUCUUUCCAAGAUCACUCGUUGGCAAAUUCAAACGACAUUCAAGCAUUAAACAACCAGGGUAUGACAUCUAACUCUAUACAAAGUACCCAAUUGUUUAACGCUCCAGGUGUCACAGGGGGGAUGAACAGUCAGAAUAUAAACGGAUUUGGUGGAAUGAACACACAAGAGAUGACUAGCGCUUCGACACAACAAGGACCUUCCAGAAUGUCUCUUCCCCUCUCAGAGCAUCAAAUACCUAGUCUGCAAAAUGAAUAUGGACACUCAGCUUUCAAUGAGCCUGCAUAUAGUACGCAGAACGGUCAAGGCACGGGUCUACCGGACAUUGCUACACCCUUAGACGCUACUUUAUCAUUUGGCACUAACUUUGGUCCACAACAAGAAGCUAAUAUGCUGAAUGACGCAUUCGGUAGACUGGCGUCCUUUUCGUCAGCGCCGGUCCAAGAUGGCGGCUUACGAAUGACUACAGGCAUGACUUUGAAUGCAGAUCCAUCCUUUCCGACAGGGCAGCCACGCGUCUCAUCCUCUCCAUUUGAGACUGACAUGAUGGCCUCUAGCGGUAUAUCAAACCCCGGUAUUGGAUCUCCGCCUUUACAGUCUAUCAAGAUUUCAACGACAAUGUUUUGAAUACUUUCGUGUGUCCAGACAGUUGACGUCCACGUGGCUUACAUUGCUGUCCUCGUACCUUUGUGUCGUUCUCCAUUUCAAGAAGAUGCGAUUAUCUGUUUCUUAAACAUAUUGUGUCCAUGUACAAGUUCUGUGGAAUAAAUUACUCUGUGUCA
Molecule: messenger RNA, 6258 nt
Organism: Haliotis rufescens (red abalone)
Lineage: Eukaryota; Metazoa; Mollusca; Gastropoda; Lepetellida; Haliotidae
Product: trimeric autotransporter adhesin AtaA-like
Exons: 12
Coding region: 116-6103 (1995 amino acids)
Source: RefSeq, a predicted model, not a curated record